Molecule: messenger RNA, 1383 nt
Organism: Adineta ricciae
Lineage: Eukaryota; Metazoa; Rotifera; Eurotatoria; Adinetida; Adinetidae
Source: the annotation of a GenBank genome assembly
AUGAGCCACAGUUUAGCGAAGAAAUUCGAUAAAAUCGUUUCGAAAUUGGGAAGCAAACAUAAGGACACAAAGUCGAAUGGGAAUGAAGCAAAUGUCGAUGACACGACAGCGGAUGGAAGUGGUGAAGUACAUUACGAAUCGACUCCGAAAUUGAAAGGACAUGCGUCUGGUUCAGGAAAAUCGGAUCAGAUUUAUCCGACUGAAGGAGCUCCACCCGUUCAAGUCAUCCUCAACGACCUGAAAGAUUCUCCAUUUAAAGUUCUACUCACGCAUGUUCCAAUGGGAACUGGUCCGUCAUCGUCCAAUAGUUCAUCCUCAUCAGGUGGAAUCUCCAGUGAAUGUUAUAAACAAGCCCGUGAAGAAUUUGACAAACGUUAUGCAUCACCGGCGGUAUUUCAAUUAGUUUAUCGUGAUUUUCAAAUCAGUCGACCACUCGGUCGAGGCGCAUUCGGUUCUGUUAAAGAAGUCAAAUGCGUUCGUGAUCCUAUACCUGAUUAUCUUCAAGUAACAAAUUCAGCUGAUUCAACCGUCAAAUCACAACGAAUCGCCUUGAAAAUUAUCAACAAAAAAAGUGCACAUAAGAUGAAACAAGAAGAACAUGUCGUUAAUGAAAAGCGCAUUUUACAAGCCUUGAAUUUCCCAUUUAUCAUUCGAUUCUAUUUCUCAUUUAAAGACAAUGCUAAUCUGUAUAUCGGAUUGGAAUUAAUCGAAGGCGGAGAAAUGUUUCGACAUUUACGUGAUUGUGAACGAUUUGAUGAAAAAAAAGCUAAAUUCUAUGCAUCUCAAAUAGUUCUCGCACUUGAAUAUCUUCAUUUAUUGGGAAUUGUUUAUCGUGAUCUCAAACCCGAAAAUUUGCUCAUCGAUCGUUAUGGUUAUGUAAAAAUGUGUGAUUUCGGCUUCGCGAAGAAAAUUGAUCGAGGAAAAGCGUACACUCUUUGCGGUACACCUGAAUUUCUCGCGCCGGAAAUCAUUCUUGGUCGUGGUUACAAUAUGGGUGUUGAUUACUGGGCAUUGGGCGUGUUAAUAUACGAAAUGAACGCUGGCAAUUCACCAUUUUGGGAUGCAGAUCAACAGAAGAUUUAUCAUAAGAUUAUCAAUGCGAAAUUUCGACCUCGAUCAUUCUUUUCCGAUAACUUAAUUGAUGUCAUCAAAGGUUUGUUACAGAAGGACUUAACCAAACGACUUGGCCUGAUGUUUAACGGAAUCAGUGAUAUAAAAAAGCAUGCCUGGUUUCGUGAUAUUGAUUGGCUACAGAUAUUUUUGAAGAAGUUACGCGCACCGUGGGUACCUGAUAUACGUGCAAAUAACUUUCCGGACGCUGAAGAUGAAGAACCUGCUCGCUCAUCAAUCAACUUAUUCGAGAAAGAAUUUCAAGAUUUUUAA